AAGUCAAGGGUAUUGACAAAUGUAAUGUACCUAAAAUAUAUUCUGAUCUUUCAUGUCUUUAUUAAACACACUCAUUCAACAUUCAAAACGGUAGUGGAAAAAGUAAGUGAACAUUUGGAAUUAAUAACUGGUUGACCCUCCCUUUGGCAGCAAUAACCUCAGCCAGGCGCUUUCUGUAGCUGUGGAUCAGACCUGCACAUCGUUCAGGAGGAAUUUUAGGCCAUUCUUCCUUGCAGAACUGCUUUCGCUCUGUCAUAUUCUUUGGAUGUCUCGUGUAUGGCUCUCUUCAAGUCAUUGAGGUCUGGGUUCUGACUGGGCCACUCUAAAAGUCGGAUUUUGUUUUUCUGUAACCAUUCUGUUGUGGACUCCAGUGUUUUGGGUCAUUGUCCCGUUGCAUCACGCAACUUCUGCAGAGUUUCAGCUGACGUACAGACGUUCUCACAUUAUCCUGAAGAAAUUUUUGAUACACUUGGGAAUUCAUCUUCCCCUGAGUGAGUGCAAGCUGGUCAGGUGCAGCAAAGCAGGCCCAAAUCAUGAUGUUUCCUCCACCAUACUUUAUGGUUGGGAUAAUGUUUUCAUGAUUAUAUGCAGUGCUCUUUUUAUACCAGAUGUAAUACUGUGUGUUCUGUCCAGAUAGUUCAAUCUUUGUUUCGUCGGUCAACAAAACAUUUUGCCAAUACCGCAGUGGAGAGGCAAUGUGCUCUUUCAAAAACUUCAGGCGUGCAGCAAUGUUCUUUUGAAUACGCAGUGGCUUCCUUUGUGGUUUCCUGCCAUAGACACCCUUCUUGUUCAAUGUUUUACAUACUGUAGACUCAUGAACACAGACGUUAGCCAGUUCCAAUGAUGCCUUCAAAUCUUUGGCUGCCACUCAGGGUUGUUUCUUUACCUCUUUGAGUCCUUGUUGUGCUCUUGGGGUCUUUUUGACUGGGUGCCACUUCUUAGUAGACUAACCAGUCUCAAAGUGUCUCUAUGUAGAUCAUUUGCCUGACUGUAGACUAGUGAAUUUCUAGAGUCUUUAAAGUUACUUUGUAGCUCUGUCCAGCUUUAUGUAAAUCAACAAUUCUUCAUUGUAGAUGAGGCAUGGCUUCCAUGAGAGUAUUAUUCUUGUGUGGAGUAAGCUAACAAUGUUUAAGUGCUUUUUAUCCAUCCAAGUAGCUCUAGUUCACACCUCCAAACUAAUUUUUGUAACAAGACUCCAGGUAUGCUAACAUUGGACUCCAGUUAGCUUUUUUGAGGGUAUUAACUCAAUGGUUCACAUACUUUUUCCGCUAGCACUAUGAGGUUUUCAUGGUUGUUCUCAAUAAAGAAAAAAGACAGAUCAGAAUUUCUUCUGUGUUAUUAUUUUAGGCACAUUAUAUUUCUUAGUAUCCUUGACUUAGCUGUAGACCAGAUCACAUUUUAUGACAAAUGAAUGCAGAAAAACAUGAAAUUCCUGAAGGUUCACAUGCUUUGUCUUGCCACUGUACAAGACUCUUAUUCAGAGUAUCAGCUAAUCUGUGGAAUUGCCCCUACAGUCUUACAAAUCCCGUUUUCAGCUGAAGGUGUUUAAUCGGCUGCUCAUUCCUUUUAAUUUUCACUUACAGCUGUUGAAAAUGCAACCCCUGGUUUACAUGUCUUGGCUGUCAGUAUGCAAGAAGUGGGCUCAGACUGCAGGAUGAGAAUAGCUCCCCUGCUGUAGCUGUGCAGACUACAUCAUACUGCUGCCAGGGAAAUGAUGAGUCUGCAGAAUCCCGGAGCACCACACAAGGACAAGGAGGGGAAGCAUAGAAAGAUCAGACUUAAAGCAGUUUGAGAUCCCUAUAGCCUGCCAAAAUGUGCACACUAUAAACUGGAUAAUCUCAGCAUGAUACCAGUAUCACAUAGCUCUAACAUUUAGUUUUCAGCAACAGAUGACACACUAGAGGAUGUUUCAUGAUAAAGCCAAACUGUUAGUAAGUUCAUUUAUGUAUUAUUAGUAAUUCCUCCAGGAAUGUAUUUCUGGACUUGCACAGUUCAUGCAGAAGUCUGACAGCUUUGAUGAUAGAUGCAGUCAUUCUGUGGUAGCAGUGAGAGUAGCUGUUAGAUAGCAGAUAAGGGUAAAAUCACCUCUCUUCCUGCGUAUUGCCACAUGGGGGAUCAGUGUGUGUUUGCCAGGCAAGAUAUUGGCAGGAAAGGCUUUUUGCUGCAUCUGUCAUCCCAGGACAAUAAAUAAAGGAACACAAACGACGUGCUUACAUCUGCAAUGGGGAAAAACAAGGCAAGGCUUUCAGCACAUUUUCAGUUCAUAUUAGAUGAUUUUAAAGCUCAGGACAGUGGCAUUUUUCACUCUUCUCUCUCAGGUUCUCCUUUAGAUUUCUUCCACACGCCUCCCACCACACCCUCACAGGCAGAGCUGACUACCAUGGCCUUAUCCUCUGCAGCCUCUUCUGAUAAGGCACAGACUCCAUCACCGACAGGCAGCACCACCCCCUCCACCACCUCUCCGGUCGCAGACUGGACACAGAAACUGUCGGCUCCCUCAGAAUGGGCCGUAAUCAAUGUAGACGGCAUCGCCUCCUCGAAGACAAACAUGAACGAUGCAGCAGGGAGACAUGAAAAAGCUUCAGUCAGUCUUGGCAGUCCAGCGUCGCCUCCUCCGUCUAGAGGAUCGCCUUCAGAGCCGAGCUGGCAGGAGAGAGACAGCGGACUGGAGCCACAGGCUGCAGCAGAGAGAGCAGGAGAGGAGAUGACCUUGGUUUUACUUAGUCUGAUGGAGCACUACAGGGCCUCACUGGGCCUUACUCCCAACACUGAUAUUACCACAGGAGCAGUAGAGUUGCUCAGACGCUUGAUAACGGAGAGGGAGGAGCUGGUUGGGGAAGUGGACACACUCAGGGAGACCCUCAGAACAGAGAGGUUGGAGUGGCAUCAGUUCCAGUGUGACCUGCAGGUGGCAGUAUCUGUGGCCGACCGGCUGCGGGUCGAGUCGGAGCAGGCUCUGGGUUUGCUUCAGGAAAGUCACAGGACUGUGGAGGAUCAACUGGCCCAGGCCCUCAGCAGACAGCAGGAGACGGACCGAGAGCUAGAGAGUCUGAAGACUGAACACAGAAAUGUCUGUCACAAACUAAAUGAACUCACCCUUCAGCAGCAGCAGCAGCAGCAGGAGCGAGCUGAGUUGAAUGCAGUGAAGAACAUCUGCAGGGUGGAAGACAGACUAACAGAUGAAGAGGCUGAAAGACAAGACUCCAGUGAAGGACAGCAGGAGGGAAUACAGACAAUAACAGAGGAAGCUGAAGCUAAAGAUGAGACUGAAGCAAAUCAACAAGUGGAUGCUAAAGGUGUAGCUGCUGAUCCUGAAGAAACAAAUGGAAGCGUGCAUCUGACAGGGAGAGGGGUGGCAGAAGGAUACCUCCGCAGUUUGGUGGCCCUGGAGAAGAAGAAAGAAGAGGGAUGUGGACAAAGAGAUCCGAGGAAGAUUGUGAUGCUGUCUGAAAGAUCUUGGAGUCUCUCUCGUCUCCCACUUCCAACUGACCCUUCUAGUCAAAAUGGGGCUUCAAAAAACACAAGCACAACGUUGCCCCUAUGCAAGAAAGAAGAGCCAACAAAGGGGAGAAGAAUGGACCGUGUUUUACAGCGGCAGGACAGCUGGUCCAGCUUUUAUACAGGAAAACAGGAUGAGGAUCAAAGCUCAGAUUCCUUCAAACUUCAGGAUGGGUUCAGUGCUCUACUGAGGCGUCAUGGUGGCUCCAGAAGAAACUCCCUGCUGCGCUGGUGUCAAAAUCGUACCCAAGGCUACAAGAAUAUUGAGAUCACGAACUUCAGCAGCAGCUGGGAAGAUGGUUUGGCAUUCUGUGCUGUUUAUCACACCUAUUUGCCCACUCACAUCCCCUAUGACAGCCUCAACCCAGAUGAAAAGAAAGAAAACCUGAACCUUGCUUUUAAGACAGGAGAGAGUGUGGGGAUUACAGCCACACUGACAGUGGAGGAGAUGCUGAAGGCCGACGGACCCGACUGGCAAAGGGUGCUGGGAUAUGUCGAAAACAUUUUCCGUCACUUUGAGAUGUGAAGGUGUCCUCCCUUGUCUUGCUCUUCUGCCUGGUUAUGUUUUAAAUCAUUGUGACUCGGGAGCUGAAGGACUGAAACACUGUUUACCACAGGAUAGAGGUCUGCCUACAAUGAACUCAUCACCCAGUGUGUAUUAGACCUGACUACUUCAUUUUAUGUAUCAGUAACAUCACCUUCCCACACAAACAGGUGAGGGCUGACUCCCAGGUGGAAGAAACUAAACAUAGUUUGACUCUUGGAGCACUUUUAUUUUUCUACAUACAUUGCAGUUACAUUGGAUCUCAAUAGCUGCCGACUAAAAAUGCACAGAACGCACAUAUGACAGUAUUGUCUCCUUGAUGUCUUCCAUGUUGCAGUCAUGUCUCUGGGUGCUGAUUGCACUGGUUUUGCACUGUUUGCCUCCUAAAAAUUGAGCACUUUAUAAUUAACAUAAAUGUAACUAUGUAGCACUUUUUAGUGGAGGAUUUCAGAAUCUGGGUCACUUUGUCUUGACUAAAUGUUUUCAUCAUGAACUUGUCCUGCCAUGAUACUGUCAUAUGUGCAUGCAUCCAAAACUAAAACCCCUCAAUGAAGAAAGGGAGCAGAUAUGUACCCAGAUUUUAGAUGUCGGAAUAUUGAUAUUUUAACCCGAAACGGUACAGAGUCAAAGGAAAGUUGCCUUUUGAGGACAUGUAAAAAUGUGAAUGUGUGUAAUCACAGAUGUGUUUUGAAAGAUACAGUCAAUGUAUAAAGACUUACUGCAACAAUAAAGUAUGUAUGUAUAUGGAAA
Molecule: messenger RNA, 4792 nt
Organism: Amphiprion ocellaris (clown anemonefish)
Lineage: Eukaryota; Metazoa; Chordata; Actinopteri; Pomacentridae
Product: cytospin-A
Exons: 10
Coding region: 2222-4024 (600 amino acids)
Molecular function (GO): protein binding
Source: RefSeq, a predicted model, not a curated record